UCUGCGUCUCGCAGCCCUACGGGGCGCAGUACCUCGCGGAGCGGUCUCGCGCAGCGUGGUACAUGCGGCGCUAGUGGACGUGAAAAUGAAAUUUCUGAUCAUUUUGUCUCUCGCUGCGCUGGCUUUGGGAAAGCCUGACCACUAUGACGAGCGGUAUGACAACUUUAAUGUCGAUGAAGUGAUCGACAACGUCCGUCUGCUCAAGUCCUACUCACACUGCUUCCUUGGCGAGGGGAAGUGCACUUCUGAUGGCAGUAACUUUAAAAAAUGGAUCCCAGACGCAGUACAGUCAGAUUGUGGCAAAUGCACAGAAAAACAAAAGGUGAUGGUUGCCAAGGUGAUGAAGGCAAUGAGCCAGAAGCUCUCGGAAGAGUGGGAAAAGCUGGUUAAGUUACACGAUCCGAAGAAGGAACAUACUGCGGAACUAAAUGCGUACAUCACUAAAUACGCUCCAUAAGUUCAAGACAGUCAUUUGAC
Pectinophora gossypiella (pink bollworm) is the source of this 477-nucleotide messenger RNA. Its product is annotated as allergen Tha p 1-like. The record is from RefSeq and is a predicted model, not a curated record. The coding region runs from base 86 to 457 and encodes 123 amino acids. NCBI's taxonomy places the organism in Eukaryota, Metazoa, Arthropoda, Insecta, Lepidoptera, Gelechiidae. The transcript has 3 exons.